This is a messenger RNA of Peniophora sp. CBMAI 1063, 696 nucleotides long. Lineage: Eukaryota; Fungi; Basidiomycota; Agaricomycetes; Russulales; Peniophoraceae. The record is from the annotation of a GenBank genome assembly.
AUGCCUCAGGUGCCUUCUCAACCCCCUCCCUACUCUAUUGAGUGCUCGUCAUUCCCUCCACCUAUCCAAGCCUCUGCUGGCUCGGAUGCUUGGGCUUUCCAGCGCGCCUUUGAGUCGGCCCGCGAGCCUGUCAGAUGGGCUAUACUCACCACUAUGCGUUGCUGGGAGAAUGAGUGGACCUUCAAAGAUGUCGAGGUGCCACGGGAACGCAUACAAGACGCAUACGACGAAUCGCCGCCUGACCUGAAGGCUACUCUGGAUCACAUUAUGAAACACAGACUUCCAUUCUAUUUCUUGAGCGAGGGGGACCGGCGUUGCCAUGAUCUAUAUCGCACUGGACGUAUGGAAGAAGCGGAGACGACAGCGUUAUCCACAGAGAACUUCGUGCGCGAAUUCAACUCUGCUGUGGAAGUGGUUCGCGCGGCUGUCUUGAAGACAUUCGAUGACUGGGCGUUCUACGAAGAACAUCGCGAAAUCAGUCCGGUUCCAGAAGCAAACGUCGCUCAAGCUUAUAUAGCUGCUUGUGACGAGCUCAGGAUAGUCGUCAGCUGGAUUCUCGCGACCGGAUGGAUAGUUCCUGUCUUCAAUCGUAAGGCGUUCGAGCAUUACCAGUCUUGUGUGCAUCGUAUUUGUCAGAAUCACGUUACAGCCCACAUCGAGAUACACGCUAUGAACAGACUUGAAGGGAUGUAUUGA